CCCUGACAGGUGGCAUCCUUGCCUUGGAGCCAAAAGCUCUGCCCUCCGGGCAUGGGGCCCGCCCCCAGGACUCUUGGGGUCCUCCCCUUCCUCCUGGCACCUGCCCCACCCUGGGCUCCGGAGGCUGCCCCUCCUUGUGCCAUGCUUGUUUCCUGGUCUUAAACACUCUCUGGGGAAGGAGUGCAGCCGCAGGGCUCUUUGGGCAAAGGGGUGGCAGGGAGGCCCAGCCCUGAGGCAGCUUGGGAUCUGGCUGUCUAGGGAGAGGAAACUGAGUCCCAGGUGAGCCGCAUUUCCUCUGGGGCCUGGGAUGAAUGAGGAGCCUGCAGAGGGGAGGAUUCUGGGAGCUGCAGGGUCUGCCUCCAGGGUGCUCCAUCCCUUCUGUUCCAGGCCAGCAUUUUGAACUCCGGACAACUUGGGAUCCCUCCGAGGGGUGGGCAGUGACCAGCGGGCCUAGGCAGAGGCCCCCGAGGGACAUGAGACAGCUGUGCCUGGAGGGAGAGGUGGCCGGGCAUUGGGUGGGCAGAGGCUGCUAGGGCAGAGUCCCAGGCGCUUCCCCCUGCUCCCGGCCCAUGGCAGCCUCCCAGCUGGCAGCUCUAGAGGAGGCUGGGGAAGGGGGGGCGGAUGAGGCCCCGGUGGGGGGGGCAGACCCCACCCUCCUGUACUCGGAGGGCCAGAGGCUGGCGCUGGAGACCCUGCUGAGUGAGGGAGCCGGGGCCUUCGCCUCCUGCCUGCUUCGGGAGAGGCUCCUGCCCUUCCUGGCAGCCGACGAGAUCCAGAGCCUGGUGAGCCAGGCGGAGGAGCCGGCGGCCAGGGCUGGGGAGGGCGGGGAGGCUGAGGACCAGGAGACGGGGGCCCGGGCUCCCGAGUGGGCCAGCCUGACCUACUUCCCGAGCCGCUCGGAUGAGCCCCCCCCGGACCUGGGCCUGGGCUGGCCGGAGUCCCAGGUGUGGAAGGGAAUCACCCGGGCCCGGCUCUACACCCAGCCCCCUGCCGACGGGGACCCCUCCAUCAAGGAGCUGCUGAGGAAGACUAUCCGGGAGGCCCAGAAGCUCGUAGCGCUCGUCAUGGACGUCUUCACGGACCCCGAUCUCCUGCUGGACCUCCGAGAGGCCGCCACCCGGCGCAGGGUGCCCGUUUACAUCCUCCUGGGCCACCGCCACCUCCCGGCCUUCCUGGCCCUGGCCCAGCAGCUGGGGGUGAACCCCCGAGCCACGGAGUGCUUGGAGGUGCGGGCCCUGCGAGGCUGCGACUUCCAGAGCCGGCGGAGGAAGCACGUGAGCGGGGACCUGAGGGAGAAGUUCCUGCUGGUGGACGGAGACAGCGUCAUCACCGGCUCCUACAGUUUUACGUGGAGCGAUUCCCGCCUGCACCGCCACCUGGUGACCCUGCUGACCGGCGAGAUCGCGGACACCUUUGACCGCGAGUUCCGGACGCUGUACGCCGCCUCGCAGCCCCUGAGCCCCUCCUCCGCCUCCGGCCCCUUCCUCAGCGUGCUGGAGGGCGUGCAGCUGGCCCGCAGCCCCCACCACAUCGCCCGCCGGCGCUCCGUCGCCCCCGUCUUGCUACCCCCCCUCCAGGCCCUCGAGGACACCAAGAGGCCCUCCGGGCCGGCCCUCAGCGAUAUCCUGAGGAACAUCCAGAGGGUUCGGCCCACCAGCAGCCCCUGCGCCCGGCCCAGCCGGUCCCUGUGGGACCUGAGCCGCAUCUCCCAGGCGGGCUCCAGCGACGGGGAGGGCCCGCCCGGGAGAGAGCCAAAGAGCCAGUGGGCCGUCCAGGACACCCCUGCCAUGGCCCUGAUGAGGCAGCGGGGGGCGAGCGAGGACCCCAGGGCCCUGGCGCGACGCUGGGCCAACCCUGGCCGCCCCGUGACCACGGGCCGAUUCCUCUACCCCUCCCAGUCCCUUUGGAGGCUCGGGGAGGCUCCCGGGCAGCACGGCCGUGGGCAGCCGGACUGGGCCAGCCAGGGAGCGGACCACUGACCCGGCCCCUUCGGCGAGCACCGCCUACACUGGACAAGGCCGGACCUUCCCAACCGGGGUCACCCCGGGAGAAGAGCGGCCCAGAGCAGGCGCGAGGCGGGGAAGGGGCUCUGGGACCUCUGCCCCGGGUCAUCUCCCCCAGGAGCCCCGGCCCAGGUGGGAGAGGCUGUGCCCGCCGCGUUGGGAAGGGCCGGCUCUGAAUCACCGUCCGCCACCCGGGCCGCACGGCCCAGCCUAGCUCUGACUCAGGCCCUUCCCACGCCUCUGGCACCCACAGCAGCCUCCUGCCCGCCUCAAAUACCGGCCCGGCUCCCUCCCGCCAGGCCCGGAAUCCGGCCCCGCCCCCGUCAUGGCCCCGGCUCCCUCCCGCCCCUUCCCAGGUCCCGGCCCCGCCCCCGUCAUGUCCCGGGCUCCCUCCUGCCCGCCUCAGAUACCGGCCCCGCUCCCUCCCGCCAGGCCCGGACUCCCGCCCCACCCAGGUCCCGGCCCCGCCCCCGUCAUGGCCCCGGCUCCCUCCCGCCCCUUCCCAGGUCCCGGCCCCGCCCCCGUCAUGUCUCGGGCUCCCUCCCGCCCCUUCCCAGGUCCCGGCCCCGCCCCCGUCAUGGCCCGGGCUCCCUCCUGCCCGCCUCAGAUACCGGCCCGGCUCCCUCCCGCCAGGCCCGGACUCCGGCCCCGCCCCCGUCAUGGCCCCGGCUCCCUCCCGCCCCUUCCCAGGUCCCGGCCCCGCCCCCGUCAUGGCCCCGGCUCCCUCCUGCCCGCCUCCCUCCCGCCAGGCCCAGGUCCUGGCCCCGCCCCCGUCCUGGCCCCGGCUCCCUCCCGGCCCCGCCCCCGUCAUGGCCCGGACUCCGGCCCCGCCCCCGUCAUGGCCCCGGCUCCCUCCCGCCCCGCUAGGAAAGAGCAGAGG
This is a messenger RNA of Monodelphis domestica (gray short-tailed opossum), 2883 nucleotides long. RefSeq names its product scaffolding CK1 anchoring protein E (gene SACK1E). Gene Ontology annotation, molecular function: protein kinase binding. Gene Ontology annotation, biological process: signal transduction. The record is from RefSeq and is a predicted model, not a curated record. NCBI's taxonomy places the organism in Eukaryota, Metazoa, Chordata, Mammalia, Didelphimorphia, Didelphidae.